Molecule: messenger RNA, 2172 nt
Organism: Trichoderma aggressivum f. europaeum
Lineage: Eukaryota; Fungi; Ascomycota; Sordariomycetes; Hypocreales; Hypocreaceae
Exons: 2
Coding region: 1-2172 (723 amino acids)
Biological process (GO): hydrogen peroxide catabolic process; response to oxidative stress
Cellular component (GO): cytosol
Molecular function (GO): heme binding; catalase activity
Source: RefSeq, a predicted model, not a curated record
AUGGGUCACAAAGCCGCAAAGACGGAUCAACUGGCGGCGCACACCGUUGAGCCAACCAAAGAUAGUAGAAUCACGUCUGAUUUCGGCACAAAGCAGACAAACACAGAUGACUGGCUACGGGUCAACAGCAAGGACCAGAUAGGCCCAAUGCUGUUGGAGGACCCUUUCGGGCGCGAAAAGAUCCAUCGGUUCGACCAUGAACGUAUCCCAGAGCGAGUAGUCCACGCCCGAGGUACUGGAGCAUUCGGAACAUUCCGUCUCUUCGAAUCUGCCGAAGACGUUACCCAUGCCAAUGUUCUCACUGAUACGUCCCGCGAGACUCCCGUCUUCCUUCGCUUUUCAACCGUACUUGGGAGUCGCGGCUCAGCCGAUACCGUCCGUGAUGUGCGUGGCUUCGCUGUCAAAUUCUACACACAAGAGGGUAACUGGGACAUUGUGGGCAACAACAUCCCCGUCUUCUUCAUCCAAGACGCCAUCAAGUUUCCCGACCUCAUCCAUGCCGGAAAGCCAGAGCCUCACAAUGAAGUUCCACAAGCCCAGUCGGCUCAUAACAACUUUUGGGAUUUCGUCCAGAUGCACUCUGAAGCCACGCACAUGUUCAUGUGGACCAUGUCGGAUCGCGCCAUUCCUCGCUCAUACCGGAUGAUGCAAGGGUUUGGCGUUAAUACAUAUACACUCACCAAUGCCGCUGGCGUUCGUUCAUUUGUCAAGUUCCACUUCACUCCAGAGCUCGGAGUGCAUUCUCUUGUGUGGGAUGAGGCACUCAAGCUUGCCGGCCAAGAUCCCGAUUUCCACCGAAAGGACCUUAUGGAAGCCAUCGACAACGGAGUGUACCCCAAGUGGAAGUUUGGCAUACAAGUAAUUGAUGAAUCAAAUGAAGACGACUUUGACUUUGACAUUCUCGACGCCACAAAAGUGUGGCCGGAGGACUUGGUCCCCAUUCGCUACAUCGGCGAGCUCGAACUGAACAAAAACGUGGAUGAAUUCUUCACUCAGACCGAGCAGGUUGCAUUUUGCACCAGCCACGUCGUCCCCGGAAUUGGCUUCUCAGAUGAUCCGCUUCUUCAGGGCCGUAACUUUUCCUACACCGAUACUCAGUUGAGCCGCCUGGGUACCAAUUGGCAAGAAUUGCCCAUCAACAAGCCUGUCUGUCCCGUCAUGAACUUCAACCGUGACGGCGCCAUGCGACACACCAUCUCCAAGGGCAAGGUCAACUACUGGCCCAACCGGUUCGAAGCACAGCCACCUGCGACCAAAGAAGAGGGCGGCUAUGUCGACUACCCGGAGAGAGUUGUCGGCAUCAAGGAGCGAGCAAAGAGCGCCAAAUUCAAGGAUCAUUUCUCUCAAGCGCAGCUCUUCUUUAACUCCCUUUCCGAAAUUGAAAAGUCGCACAUGUUGGCGGCAUUUUCAUUUGAGCUCGAUCAUUGCGACGAGCCGAUCGUGUAUGAGAGACUUGUGAAACGGCUCGCCGACAUUGAUCUCGGCCUCGCGCAAUCCGUCGGUAAGAUGGUGGGAGGGGCAGUGCCCGACAAGGCAGGACAGGCGAAUCACGGGAAGAAGGCCAAGGGUCUCAGCCAAAUGGAGUAUCUUCCAGAUGAACCGAUCAUUGCUUCUAGGCGAAUCGGCAUUAUCGUGGCCGAUGGAUAUGAUCCGAUUGCCUUCAAUGCCAUCUAUGGAGCAAUCCAGGGAGCCAAAGCCAUCCCACUUGUGAUUGGUACGCAUCGAUCUGAGACGUUUGUAGAUGGAGAAAGCCAAUCUGGCAAGGGCAUUGUUCCAGAUCAUCACCUGGAAGGCCAGCGCAGCACCAUGUUUGACGCUCUGUUUGUGCCGGGAGGAAAGCAAGCUAUUGAGACGCUUUCCAAGAAUGGCCGAGCGUUACAUUACAUCCGUGAAGCGUUUGGUCAUCUCAAGGCUAUUGGGGCUACUGGAGAAGGUGUUUUGUUGGUUGAAAAGGCACUCCAGUUGCCAACGGUGGUGACUUCGAGUGAUAACGAAGCUGUGGAGAGCUACGGCGUGGUUACACUCAAGAGCGUGCAUCCCGAACGAUUGGGUGAGUUGGUGUCCGCUGCGAAGAAUGCAAAGGGAUUCUUGGAUAAGUUUGUGUAUGCGAUUAGCGUCCAUCGUUGCUGGGAGCGCGAGAUUGAUGGGCUCAGCACUAUGGUAGCAUAUUAA